Messenger RNA from Entamoeba invadens IP1, 2475 nucleotides. RefSeq names its product Rho/RAC guanine nucleotide exchange factor, putative. The record is from RefSeq and is a predicted model, not a curated record. The transcript has a single exon. The coding region runs from base 1 to 2475 and encodes 824 amino acids. NCBI's taxonomy places the organism in Eukaryota, Evosea, Mastigamoebida, Endamoebidae. Gene Ontology annotation, molecular function: guanyl-nucleotide exchange factor activity.
AUGGGCUUUUCAGACUGUUUAAUACGGGAAUUGUCUCCUCAACAACUCACUGUGUUCGAGAAGAUAUACAAAGUACUUCACAAUGACGAGACCAUCGGAAGAGGUAUUGACAUUAUGAACGAGCGACUCGAACAAUCCAAUUUCAAGGAAAUUUUCUUGAGUAGUCAUUCAGGUUUUAUAUCCUAUUUACUGUGUUGCCCUCGCUUAGAAGAGUGGACCGACUACUCCAUCGCUGUCGUCACCAUAUUAGAUGAUUUGUUCCAAGACAAAUUUGUCGCCGAGAGUUCCAUAGUGAAGGAUUCACAAUUAAUCUCCUCACUCACUGAUGCAAUUGACUCUUCUUUUGCCAUGUCAAAUGCACAGAGUCAGCAAUUAAUCAGAUUUAUUGCAAAUUUCAUCGGCGAAAAUUCCGAAUAUGCUUCUUCUUUCAAUCAAUUAAUAGUUCCUCUUAUGAAUUUAGUGGAGCCUUCCAACCAGAGUCACUUACUCGCCGCUUCUGCGAUCACCAAUAUCAUCCAGCCGUCGAAUGCAAGAGGACAAAUUGUGUUUUUGAAGGCGCGUGGUAUUGAAAAGGCGGUCCAAAUGUUGUCAUCGACGGACAGUGAGGAGAACCUGAUGGGUAUCAAAUUGCUCUAUCAGUUAUUGAUUCAACCGGAUGAACGCGCAAGGACGGUGUUUGUCAAGAAGAUGUUUGAGCAAGAGAGCUUUUUAACGACAUUGACUCAACUCAUUUCACGGUCUGAGGGCCUUCUUGCGGAGCUUUUAGUGACUGUAGUGUAUACCCUGACAUUAGUCCGAGGAAAUGAAAUGAAGUUUGAGGAGAGUGGGUUGAUCUUUGAGUUAUUUGAGUUUAUGGACUAUCCAUAUAAUGAGCGAACGACCCCUGCGACGUUCUCGUGGGCGGUCAAUGCGCUCUUUUCGAUACUUUUUGAGAAGCGGUUGUACCCUCAGAUGAAGAUGAUAGGGCUUGGGAGUCGGUUGACGACAUUACUUGAGAAUUACAAGCAAUUUAAUCCCCAAAUAGUUGGGUCGAUUAUUGGGAUUAUUCGCUAUUUAGUCUCCUAUGAACCGAUGCAAAUGGAAUUUGUUGUGUUAAAUUGUGUGCAGAAGAUGGAGGACAUAUCGAAGGACGGCGAAGUCGAUAAACAGACGCGAAUGAUUGCGACGUCGAUUGCACAAUUGUUGAACAACGACAAGAACAUGAAGAUGUGGGAGGAGAUCAAGGAGAAAAUGAAGAACAACAACGAAGAGUCGAAAUUGCUCGCACAAGCGAAACAAGCGCAAGAGGAACAAAAGACGGAAGAGAAGACGCCAAGAGCGACGAGUCAGAACCCACGAGACUUGUUCAAAACGGUUGGCCACAAGACUGGAAAGCGGUUGAGUAUGAUUGGGAAUAAAGUGAAGGUGCCGACGACACAGACGCAUGAGAAGAAGGUUGUGAAGUCCAAUCGCAUGUCUGUGAGUGAUUUGAAGAUGCUUUUGAAUAAUCCAAAUAACGAUGAGGAGCAGAUGAAAAUCUUGUCUGAGUUCAACUUGAAGAAGGCGAAGAGGUUUCAUAUCAUCCAAGAGAUGUACACGACGGAGAAGACGUAUGUGGAGUCGAUGAAACAGUGUCUGGACAAGAUGUACCCGUUUAUUAAAGAAACCCUUCCAAAUGACGUCACCACGAUCUUCUCCAACUUCGCUGAGGUCUACGACGUCCACACAAAACUCUUUGACAAAAUUUCGGACCGCUGGCUUUCACAGAAAGAAGAGGCUUUUGUUUCUGUGGCAGACAUUUUCAUCGACUUUUUCCAAUUGAAAGAAGUGUACACGGUGUAUGCAAGAUACUUGGUCGAGGCGGACGACGGAAUUCAAUUCAACUUUGCGGACAAGGGCCCGGAGGUGAAGGCACAGUUAUCGAAGUGGGCUGGAGAGUGUUUAAUUCUCCCCAAUUUCCUUAUUCUGCCUGUCCAACGGUUCCCGCGGUAUGUGAUGUUGUUGGAAUCAUUGCUGAAGGCAACGCCACCAAUUGAAGAGUACGACUACUUGAAAGAGGCGCUUCAGGAUGGAAGGGACUUGACGAUGAAAUUGAAUGCCGCUAAAAAGGUUAUUCAAGACAAAAAGUUCUUGGAUCACUAUAACACCGUUGUGACUGACAUCGAGAAGAACGAGAACAGACAAUUCAUUAAGGAAGGGACACUAACAGUAAAGGAGAAAUCAAAGGUGGUGUAUCAAUGCGUGUUGAUGUCCGACGGUCUCUUUGUGCUCCAACCGGACAAGAAAGACAAGAAAAUUUUCCACAUCAAAUUCUUCUGUAAGAAGGGAGAAGCACGUCUUGUUGAGUGGAAGAAGAAAUUGCCGAAGGACGUCACAGCUAUCAUCUGCUUUGCUUUGCCAGAAGGAAAGAAAGAAAAGAACAUUCAAAUCAUCUUCGAGUUUGGGUCGGACUUUGAGGGGUGGUCAUCGUCUAUUAAUUCGCUCUUCAUGUGUUAA